AGGCUAAUUGAGUUUACCUGGUCACUCUGAACAGCUGAAACAAACAUUUAUCGAUAAGAGCAAGGGCACAAUCAUUGCAAAUAGAAAAUAAAUGCUUGAAACAUGGUAAAUGUUAUGAAAGGAGUUUUGGUUGAGUGUGAUCCUGCUAUGAAACAAUUCCUGCUGCACUUGGACGAAAAGCUAGCUCUGGGGCGAAAAUUCAUCAUUCAGGAUCUGGACGAGAACCAUUUGUUCAUCUCCACGGACAUUGUUGACGUUCUGCAGGCUCGCGUGGACGACUUGAUGGACCGGAUCAGUUUCCCGCUACACGAUAAGGACGCAUAA
This is a messenger RNA of Drosophila bipectinata, 324 nucleotides long. It is a transcript of the gene Tfb5, whose product is annotated as transcription factor B5. NCBI's taxonomy places the organism in Eukaryota, Metazoa, Arthropoda, Insecta, Diptera, Drosophilidae. The record is from RefSeq and is a predicted model, not a curated record. Gene Ontology annotation, cellular component: transcription factor TFIIH core complex; transcription factor TFIIH holo complex. Gene Ontology annotation, biological process: transcription by RNA polymerase II; transcription initiation at RNA polymerase II promoter; nucleotide-excision repair.